GGCGCCAGUAGGCCUGAGGGGCACAGAGGCGGUGCCAGGGAGCUGGCCAACUUGGUCACUCUCCCCAGUGGGCAGGGAGUUCCCUGGGGCCCACUUGGUGAGCAGUCCCUGGUAUCAACUGGGGCAUCUCAGCUCGGCCCCAGGCAAAGAAGCGUAGGGCCUAAAGCUCUCCCCACGCUUCCUUCCCCGGGCCAAUCUCAGAGGCCCAGUUCAGGGUCCAGAAUUCAGGUUUGUGGCUGUUUACCUGGCAGUCACCAUGGAUCGCAGAAGCCGCCCACGAGGCCUGAGCCGAAUCCCUGGGGCUCAGUCCCGAGCCCCUCGGGCCCCGCUCCCCUUCCACUUGGAACAAGAGGCCAGGGAAGGAGAAGAAUGGGAGUGUGAGCCACCUCGUCAGAGGCCUCCUCCAACCUACACACCGCCAGAGAGCGAAGAGCCGCAAGAAAACAUUAUGGUUUCCAAGCCAGCGCCUUACUGGGAAGGAACAGCUGUGAUAAAUGGAGAAUUCAAGGAGCUGAAAUUAACCGAUUACCAUGGGAAAUACUUGGUUUUUUUCUUCUACCCACUUGAUUUCACCUUUGUGUGUCCAACUGAAAUCAUCGCUUUUGGUGACAGAAUUGAAGAAUUCAGAUCCAUAAAUACUGAAGUGGUAGCAUGCUCUGUCGAUUCACAGUUCACCCAUUUGGCCUGGAUUAAUACCCCUCGGAGACAAGGAGGACUAGGGUCGAUAAACAUCCCGCUUCUUUCUGACCUGAACCAUCAGAUCUCGAAGGACUAUGGUGUAUAUCUAGAGGACGCAGGUCACACCCUGAGAGGCCUCUUUAUUAUUGAUGACAAAGGAAUCCUGAGGCAGAUUACCCUCAAUGACCUUCCUGUGGGCCGAUCGGUGGAUGAGACCUUACGUCUGGUUCAAGCAUUCCAGUACACCGACAAGCAUGGAGAAGUCUGCCCUGCUGGCUGGAAACCUGGUAGUGAAACAAUAAUUCCAGAUCCAGCUGGAAAACUGAAGUAUUUUGACAAACAAAACUGAAAAAUACUUCAUCAAGUUACAAGGCUUCCAAGCCUUCAGUGUGCUCAAUAAAAGAAGUCACUGUUUCACGGCCA
Molecule: messenger RNA, 1101 nt
Organism: Chinchilla lanigera (long-tailed chinchilla)
Lineage: Eukaryota; Metazoa; Chordata; Mammalia; Rodentia; Chinchillidae
Gene: Prdx4
Product: peroxiredoxin 4
Exons: 7
Coding region: 257-1027 (256 amino acids)
Biological process (GO): cellular response to stress; response to oxidative stress; cell redox homeostasis
Cellular component (GO): endoplasmic reticulum; cytosol
Molecular function (GO): thioredoxin peroxidase activity
Source: RefSeq, a predicted model, not a curated record